Nymphalis io (European peacock) is the source of this 1579-nucleotide messenger RNA. RefSeq names its product sideroflexin-1-3 (gene Sfxn1-3). Gene Ontology annotation, cellular component: mitochondrial inner membrane. NCBI's taxonomy places the organism in Eukaryota, Metazoa, Arthropoda, Insecta, Lepidoptera, Nymphalidae. Gene Ontology annotation, biological process: serine import into mitochondrion; monoatomic ion transport. Bases 173 to 1129 code for a protein of 318 amino acids. The transcript has 9 exons. Gene Ontology annotation, molecular function: monoatomic ion transmembrane transporter activity. The record is from RefSeq and is a predicted model, not a curated record.
UUUUGACGGCGCAACAUUUGAACUUAAUAUUGCGAUAAAUUUUAUAAGUGAAGAUAUAAUCUAAAAACAAUGAGUGUAAUCAUUUAAACGUGGUGAAUAAAUCUUGUUUACUAAUUAAAAUUUUAGACUGAUAAUUUUUUUUAUACUACUGAUAGCUUAGCCACCCUUUGCAAUGAGCCAUAUCAACUUGGACAAGCCCCGCUAUGAUCAAAGCACGUAUAUGGGUCGUGCGAAGCACUUUCUCCUCUUGACUAACCCUAUGAACGCUUUCGCCAGCAACUCGGAUUUGGAGGAGGCGAAGCGUAUCGUCACCGAAUUCAGAAAAUCACGUAGCAUGCCACCCGGCUAUGACGAAAAUAAGCUAUGGGCAACUAAGUAUUUAUACGACAGUGCCUUCCAUCCGGAUACAGGGGAGAAGAUGUUCGUCCUCGGUCGCAUGGCCGCUCAGGCACCGAUGAACACAAUCAUCACUGGCUGCAUGAUAACAUUCUACAAGACCACCGCAGCCACGGCUUUCUGGCAAUGGGUGAACCAAACGUUCAACGCUGUCGUCAACUACACAAAUAGAUCAGGAGACGCACCGCUACCUACCUCACAAUUGGUGGCGUCGUACUGCGCGGCUUGCGGAGGCGCGCUGUCAACCGCUCUCUACCUCAACAGCAAAGUUAAGAACAUGAGCCCUAUUUACGCUCGCUUGGUACCGUUUGCGGCGGUCUGCGGCGCCAACUUCAUCAAUAUACCCAUGAUGAGAAGCGGGGAGCUAAUAAACGGUACGCCAGUUUUCACGGCCGACGGAACGAAGUUGGGAAACUCGAAGAGAGCCGCCAAAUAUGGUAUUGGAUUGGUUUGCUUCUCGCGUAUACUCAUGGCGUUGCCUGGAAUGACGGUGACGCCGAUCAUCACGAGUAUCGCGGCGCGACGCGGCCUGUUCGACCGGCGGCCGGCCAUGGUGGUGCCGUUCCAGCUGUUCCUGGUGGGGCUGUGCGUGACGUUCGCCACGCCGCUGUGCUGCGCCAUCUUCGACCAGCGCGCCUCCAUCGCCGUCGACAGCCUCGACCCGGAGCUCAGGGAUUCCGUAAAGAAGAAUUACCCGAAGAUACAAGAAGUCUACUUCAACAAGGGUCUAUAAUUUUAUGCCAGGAAUUAAUUAGUACAAAAUAAACAUUAAUAAAAGUUAAUGGCAAUUUAUAAAAGCAGUCAAUACGUAAUUAAGUCUUAGCUGAGUUUAAUUUAUUAAAAAAAAUGCAUUUAUUGAUAUGGCAACAAAACAUUCCUAAAUGUGAUUUGUUCUAAUAGAUCUGAAUAUUAUUUGAAAUACAAUAUAUUUUUUAGAGUAUUUAUUUUAUUAUUGUUAUAUAAUUUUAUAUGUUGAGUUUUGGUUGUAUCGUUUUAAAAUAGAAAUUAUGAUAAUACAUUUAUGUAAUUUAUAUCAAAUGGCUCAAAUGUUUAAUGUAGCGAUAACUAUGAUGUAUUCCAAUUAUUUAUUUGCCAAUUGUGACGUCAAUUAAUCUAAGAGAAAGCGACAAUAAGCAGCUGUUCCAUAUGUUUGAAAUAUAAAAUUUAUCUGUUAUUAAAUAUA